This is a messenger RNA of Antrostomus carolinensis (chuck-will's-widow), 885 nucleotides long. RefSeq names its product trimethyllysine hydroxylase, epsilon (gene TMLHE). Gene Ontology annotation, molecular function: oxidoreductase activity. The record is from RefSeq and is a predicted model, not a curated record. Gene Ontology annotation, biological process: carnitine biosynthetic process. Lineage: Eukaryota; Metazoa; Chordata; Aves; Caprimulgiformes; Caprimulgidae. Gene Ontology annotation, cellular component: mitochondrion.
GUGCAGGGACCAGGAGGAGGAAGCAGGGAAGAGCCGUGACCAGCAGCAAAGACCCUUUCUAAUUCCUCCAUCACCCUGAGCCCAUCUGAAGCCUCUCUCCAUCGUUCCUCACACAGUCCCAGGAUGUGGUGCAGGAAGCUGGUGUGUCUCUUCAAGGUGCCGUGCCAGCUGAGUGGCAGCACUAGACGUGGCUCAACGUGGCUGUCCCGUGACAGAAGGACCGUCCUCACUGCUGCAGCUCGUGGGCAUCACACAGCCCCAGAGUCCCUCAAGUGUGCCUGGCAGAUACAUGGUGACCAUCUAGAGCUCAGGUAUGCAAACACCCUGAUGCGCUUUGAUUUUGUCUGGCUACGGGACCACUGCCGCUCAGCUUCCUGCUACAACACCAAGACCAACCAGCGCAGCUUGGACACGGCUAGUGUGGACCUGGGGAUCAAACCCAAGGCUGUCCGAGUAGAUGAGACCACCCUGUUCCUCACCUGGCCGGACGGGCACGUGACACGAUAUGGGCUGGAGUGGCUGGUGAAGAACAGCUACGAGGGGCAGAAGCAGCAGGUCAUGCACCCCCGGAUUCUCUGGAAUGCAGAAAUCUAUCGCCAAGCCCAGGUCCCAUCCGUGGACUGCCGGAGUUUCCUGGAGACAGACGAGGGGCUGAAAGAGUUCCUGCAAAACUUCUUGUUAUAUGGGAUUGCUUUUGUAGAGAAUGUCACUCCCACCAAAGAGGACACGGAAAUCUUGGCAGAAAGGAUCAGCUUAAUCAGGGAGACCAUUUAUGGCAGGAUGUGGUACUUCACCUCUGACUUCUCUCGGGGUGACACCGCCUACACCAAGUUGGCUCUGGAUCGUCACACGGACACAACCUACUUCCAGGAGCCCUGUGGGUAA